CAGCCAAUGAUUACCCUCCGUCCCAUAAUGCAUUGCAUCACAAACUGCACGCGCGAACGAUGCACACCGUAGUUAGGUAUUGUUGGAAACUGAACAAUUUAAACCUCACUACUGUAUAAAGUGGAUCUUGGAGCUAAAAAGCCCAGUAAUGACCGCAAGCAACAACGGUUCAGUUCUUAAAGAUGUCGUUGCCUAUGUUGAUGUGUGGUCAUCAGACAAAACAGCAAACUAUUCGAAACCAUUCAUUCAGCAGCUGCUGGAAAUGGGAGCUCAGGUAUCAAAAACAUUCAAUAAACAAGUCACUCAUGUAGUCUUCAACAAUGGUCAUCUGGCAACAUGGAGAAAAGCCAAGAAAAGUGAUGUCAGGCUUGUCUCUGUUCUCUGGGUAGGAAGAUGUUAUGACGACGGUGUGCGUGUCGAUGAGGAGUUGUAUCCAGCCCUAAAUGAUGAAAGCAAUCCUGUGUUGAAGAAUAAGAAACAUCGCUGCAUGCAGCCAAAAGAUUCUCCAGAGAGGACUCCUGAAAAUGACAGGCGCAUGAGGAAAAAGUUAGACAAGUUGAUGAAAGACCUCGCUCCAAAACAACCUCUGGUUACAGAUGUGUCACCCAUCAUCAUCGACGAAGAGAGUGGAAUAGUCUAUAGCCCUGCAUUAAAAAGAUCGGAUUAUAUGGCACAGCGUUUGAAAGACAUGAAACAGAAGCGGGAAAACCUCUCACCCACAGCUUCACAAAUGCCUGAAUCCUGCUCACCCACUGGGCUAAAGCCUUCUCUUGGGAGCUCACCAACUAUCUUCAGAUUAAUGUUUGACCAGUCGGAUGAUGAUCCCAGUGCUUCUGUUGCUGAACCCGGUUGCUCACCUGAUAAAGAAGAGGGGAGAACACAAGUUGAUGUUACUGAGCACAGACAUCUUGAAAAACGCCACAAGAAAGGCUCUGAAAAGCCCUGUCUGUCAUCCUGCCGUGAUGUGCCAAAAAGGAUUUCAAGUCCUUUGAAAUGUCCUGACUUGGAGUUCAAAGAGGACAAAGAAGGGAAUGGACAAAAAAAGUCAAGAAGGAACUCGGUCAGAAAAAAGCCAGCCGAGAAGAGCAAAUCUGUAGGAUUAUUAGAAAGUCUUUGCCAGGAUACGAGAUCUGACAACAGCAAGAACUUUCGUAAAGUAAAAAGACAAUCACAGAUAAAAUCAUCUAGCCUAUCACCUAACGAAUCUGAAAAGGGGAAGCAAAAAAUUAAAGCAGCUAAAUCUUUUACAGAGACUAAGACCAGUAUUUGUACUGAUGAUGUGAAUUGUUCUAGUUGCCUCUCUUCACCAGCCAUGUCAGGUGAUCCUGAAGUUGAACUAACAAAAGAAACUGGUACUAAAUUAUGGAAACUGGAACGGAAAAUACCCAAACGAGCUAGACAGUCACUUUCAGCCUUGGUACGAUCUUUCACUCUGUCUGGUGCAAGUGUUGCCUCAGGUUCCACUGAUGGAGAUGAUAACGUGUUUGAGGACUAUUUCUCCCCAGCUAAUCACCAGAGAUCAAAAAUACCUCUUUUCUCUAAUCUGCCUGUGGUGAAAGACAUUCAGAUUCCUUUUGAGUUGGACUCUGUCCCACAGAAGAGAAAACAAAGAAGAAGUGAAAGAACAGGAUCUGAAACUAACAGUAAAAAGAAGAGGAAACUGGAAGAAAGUCUGAGUGGCAAAAAUCUCAUUCAGCAGUCGCAUACAAGCAGUCACCGACAACAGGAUGUUAAAGAAUCUCUGCCUGCAUUGGACAGUCCGAGUGCCAGACACAGUGCAAGUGUAACACUUGUGGCUGAAAGAGCAAGACAGAGCACCUUGCCAUUUACAAGCACCAGUACAACUACAAGUGAUGCAGAAGCAGAACAGAGAAGAGCAUCAACAUCGGUACAACCAACAAUGGUAACAGAGGAUAACGCAGUAUCGGAGCUGCAGAAAAACUCCGAUGUCAGUGUCCUUUCUCACGCCAUGGAAAGUAGAGGAAAUGAAUGUACAGUUGCAGCUGGUUUAACAGAGAUCCCCUCUGAAGGCGAAGAAAAUCACAAUAAGCAAGUCAGCUUGAUUCUUCAGAAAAUGGUCAACAAAACAAAGGCUAUGAGAACACUGGUCAUGACAAGCAUGCCAACUGAGCAGCAGCACACGGUGGUUCAGGUGGUGAAAACACUGGGUGGUUUUUCAAUUGUUGACCGAGUUUGUGAGAGCACAACUCAUGUAGUGUCUGGGGGUCACCGGCGGACUCUCAAUAUUCUGUUGGGCAUAGCUCGUGGCUGCUGGAUCCUCUCUUUUGAAUGGAUUCUCUGGUGUUUGGAGCAAAGGCAGUGGAUUCCAGAGGAACCAUAUGAACUUUCAGACCAAUUUCCAGCAGCACAGAUCUGUCGUCUCCAGAGGCACCUGUCCGCUGGGGAGCACCAGCAGGACCUGUUCCAAGGACAGCCAGCCAUGUUUGUGUCCCAGCACUCCCAGCCGCCCACUCAGAGUCUGGUGGAGCUGAUCCAGCUCUGUGGAGGAACAAUCUGCAAAACUGUGCGGCAGGCGGGUAUCUGCAUAGGGAGGUACAGCGGCAGGAGACCGGAGGGAAGCAGGAUCCUGUCUGAGCAGUGGGUGCUGGAUAGUAUCACACAUCUGAAGCAGCUAUCAUACGACAACUACGAUUUGGAGUGAAAGCUGAAUAUUUUUUUGCCUGUGAAGUUUAGUUUUAUAAAUUUUAUCCUGGACGAUACAUGAUCGCACAUACCCUCACUUUUUGUGCAGGUUAAUUGUCUUGCUUUACAAAUGUGUUCAGAGGCUUUACAUAAAUCCUCUCAUAUAUUCUGUUUCUGAAGAUAUUUAGUUCCUGGUUUCCAUGGAAACCUAUUACUUUGAAGGACCAUCAACUAUUCAAUAAUGGUCCGUUUCACUGUGAAACUGCUUUAACAUACUGUUUGUCAAUCCUUUAUUAAUUGCAUUUUUUUUCAUAAUGUAGAAACCACUACAGUGUAUGUGUAGUAGAGUGUGUUUUUCACAACAAAUGAGACAUGAGAUUGAGCCACAUGGUUUUUUAUGUAUAUCAAUGUGAUUUUAAAAAUACUUUCCGAGCCAGUUGAAUACUCUACUGUAGCCUUUAUAGAAAUAUUUUGUGAUGUCAUUGUUAAUAAAGCUUUUUUUAAUUAUUUUUUUUUAUUUUGAUCAUUGUUUUUUGUUAAUCACAAGUUUAAAUACUCAGCGUUACCUGAAAUCGCCACACCUAACUCUACAUUGCAAAGGCUGUCGCCCUGCUAACCACACCCAAGAAGUUACAUAACGCCACCCGUUUGGCCAGCAAAGCCCUUUUUCCCUUCAAACCAUUGUGACCAGAACAAAGAAAGAACCACUGUAAAUUAAAGAAGGGACUUUCUAACUUUAUCUGUUAUUUUAUUUUGGUUAACAUUUGGACUACAUGACUGUUUCAUGGCUUUUUUUUUAAUGGUUAUUGAAUUACAUUACAUUAGUUUCCUAUGUUUAAUACCCUGAAGACAAGGGAAAUGCUAAGAUAGUGGAUGCAUACAUUAAGUAAGUUGAAUAAUGUGGGCCUAUUUUACUUCAUUUAUUCAACUAUUUGU
Messenger RNA from Xiphias gladius (swordfish), 3579 nucleotides. It is a transcript of the gene mcph1, whose product is annotated as microcephalin 1. The record is from RefSeq and is a predicted model, not a curated record. Lineage: Eukaryota; Metazoa; Chordata; Actinopteri; Istiophoriformes; Xiphiidae. Gene Ontology annotation, biological process: mitotic cell cycle. Bases 149 to 2662 code for a protein of 837 amino acids. The transcript is spliced from 15 exons.